Molecule: messenger RNA, 661 nt
Organism: Strongylocentrotus purpuratus (purple sea urchin)
Lineage: Eukaryota; Metazoa; Echinodermata; Echinoidea; Camarodonta; Strongylocentrotidae
Product: thrombospondin type-1 domain-containing protein 4-like
Exons: 5
Coding region: 31-636 (201 amino acids)
Biological process (GO): extracellular matrix organization
Cellular component (GO): extracellular matrix
Molecular function (GO): metalloendopeptidase activity
Source: RefSeq, a predicted model, not a curated record
UGUUUUUCUUGACUCUAUUUCUGCAGAAAAAUGGCUCGACAACUUGGGGUCAUCACACUCUUCCUGGCGACUUUUCUCUACCUCAUAAUUAUCUCGUCCCCCAUGAGACCUGCGUCAUCACACAGAAGACUAAGGAGACGCGGCAUUAAAGAUGGCGACUACAUGAUUUCACAUUGGGGGGUGUGGGGACCCUGGUCUACAUGCUCCAGGUCGUGUGGGGGCGGUGUUGCAGAACAAACCCGACACUGUCUGCGGAGGCGAAUGGGUACCAUGGUGCUCACGGGUGCAAACCAAUGUGUCGGUCUUUAUAAGCAGUACAAAUUGUGCAAUGCAAAGCCUUGUCCAGAAGAAAGUACUGAUUUUAGAACAGAGCAGUGCGAGAAAUACAACCAUGAACCAUUCAUGGGAAACAUGUAUCAGUGGGAGACUUUCAUCAAAUCAUCUGCCCCAUGUGAGUUGAAUUGCCGUGCUAAAGGUCAUCGUUUCUAUGUCAAGCUCGCAGAAAAAGUAGUUGAUGGGACUACAUGUGGGAUUGUCUCGGACAGUGCUAUUUGUGUGGAUGGCAUGUGCAAGGUAAGACUCGAUACUUUAAAAGCCUGUGAGUUUCAUAAAAGAAAGUUGCACUUGAGAAAUUAACAGAAUGAAGAGCCAAUUGAUUUUG